Messenger RNA from Quercus lobata, 438 nucleotides. RefSeq lists its product as uncharacterized. The coding region runs from base 1 to 438 and encodes 145 amino acids. The transcript is spliced from 3 exons. NCBI's taxonomy places the organism in Eukaryota, Viridiplantae, Streptophyta, Magnoliopsida, Fagales, Fagaceae. The record is from RefSeq and is a predicted model, not a curated record.
AUGGUUAAGGGGAAAUCAAAGGACGUAGAUAAUGAUGUGAGAACUGGGUGGAAAGAUCUAAUGGAACUAAAAGCUUUUUGUGAUUUGUGUGCUGCUCAAGAUCAUCUGAGAAAACAGUGGAAGACUUGGAAGCAACUUUUUGAGUGUGAGACUAGGUUGGGUUAUGAUCUUGACACUGGAAGGAUUAAGGUUACUGAUGAGUGGUGGACCCAAAAGCUUAAGGCAUGUCCCAAGGCAUCAACCAUUCGCCACAAAGGUUUGUCGAAUGUUGGUUCUAUGGAAAUCAUGUUUGAAGGCACGAUUGCAACAGAGAAAAAUGCAUGGACCCCAAGUGGUGAAAUACCAAAGGAAUGCAUCGAAGGGUCUAGGGACUCCACUAGUAGCAAAGAAUUUAUUGACCCCCAAUGUCAGCCCUCUGUAGAUGUUGACCCAAUAUAA